CUCGUGUAAGUAUUGGCGUCCAGAGAGCAAACGCAUUGAAUACGUGCGGUUUAAUAUUUAUACAUGGGCUGUGAUGUAAGAUUUCAUUGCCACACAUUUCAUCACAUGCUGUGAUGACUGUCAGUAGCGGUUUAAUUCGUUACGAUUAGUUUACAUUUAAAUUCCACUGGUGUUCAAAAUGAGGUUGUUAAGUGUUUUAUUUCUAAGUGUUGCCAUUUUUGGCAUUUGUGAUGGAUCCAAAAUUUUGGGAAUAUUCCCAAUGCCCAGCAAAAGUCAUUAUAUACUUGGCGAGGCGUUAUUACGAGGUUUGGCGGCAAAAGGACAUCAGGUGACUAUGAUCAGUCCAUAUACAUUGGACAAGCCUAUGAAGAACUACAAAGAUGUUGUUAUCGAUGGAAUGGUGGAAUUGAAGGACGCGAAUGCUCACAGGUUUACAAGUUUAAACACAACGAUCUUGGAGAAAGCAAACUUGAUGUUUGAGUUGUUCCCAGCUAUUUACCACACUGCUCACAACAGCACCAAUGUUCGUGAGUUUGUCAAAAAAGGUGAAAAAUACGACCUGUGUGUUGUGUCGUUCAUGAUGAUGGAAUCUAUGUUUGGACUUUGCAACGCCGUCCAAGCUACUCCAGUAGGAUUCAGUAUUGUAGGAAUGACAUCGUUCCUCAGCUAUCAUACCAACAACCCCGUGCCAUUUUCAUACGUGCCUCCGUUUUUGAGUAUAACGGAUCAAAUGACUUUCAUGGAGAGAGUCAAAAAUGUCCUCACGUCUUACUUUUUUGAAGGCCUGACGCAUUUUGUGUUAAUGCCGUACCAUCAAAGGUUACUUAGUACAUAUUACCCCGAGGCACCUAAAAUUGAAGAACUAAUGGACAAUGUGGAUCUGUACCUGAUGAAUUCUCACACCUCGACUGAUUCGCCAAAACCUGUAUUACCAAAUAUUAUACCAAUUGGAGGUUACCAUUUGCAAAUAAUGGAUGAAAUUCCUAAAAAUAUAAAGAAAGUAUUAGACGAGUCCAAAAGAGGUGUAAUUUACUUCAACAUGGGUAGUAAUGCCAAAAGUGCUGAUUUGGACCCUGAAAUUAGAAACGCAAUACUAAACACAUUCUCUAAAGUUGACUAUGAUGUGGUUUGGAAAUUUGAGGCUGAUCUACCAAACAAACCCAAAAACGUUCACAUUGCCAAAUGGUUACCCCAGCGCCCCAUUUUGAUGCACCCUAAUGUCAAAAUGUUUAUGACUCAUGGUGGGCUUGGUGGUACAGUGGAAGCAAUUUAUGGUGGUGUACCAAUGAUCUGUAUGCCUAUGUUUGGAGACCAGGGUAAAAACUGCGCGGAAAGCGCGAAGAACCAAUAUGCAAUUGUUGUAGAACUGUUAGGAUUAACAGAAGACAAACUUAAAAAUGCCAUCAAGGAAAUUGCCAACAAUCCAGUGUACAAAGAGCAAAUUAAGUUAAAAUCUGAUCUUUAUCGGAACCAAGAAAUCAAUCCUAUGGACAAAGCUGUGUAUUGGGUAGAACAUGUUAUCCGACAUAAAGGUGCCAAGCAUUUGAAAUCUAAUGCAACUAAUAUUCCCUGGUAUCAGUACUAUUUGUUAGAUGUUUCUAGUUUUCUUGCUGGUAUUGCACUUCUUAUUCUUGCUAUUGUGUAUUUUAUCAUUAAACUUAAUUUGAGAGUAUUAUGUUGGAUUAUAAGGAAGAUUACAGGAAAAGGAAAAUGUGCUAAAAUUGAUAAAAAACAAAAAAUUAAAAAACAAUAAACAAUGUAAAUGAUUCUAUAAAUGUAAAAUGGGGAUUUAUAAAUAAAUAAAUGUAAAUUAUGAA
Molecule: messenger RNA, 1817 nt
Organism: Dalotia coriaria
Lineage: Eukaryota; Metazoa; Arthropoda; Insecta; Coleoptera; Staphylinidae
Product: UDP-glycosyltransferase UGT5-like
Molecular function (GO): UDP-glycosyltransferase activity
Source: RefSeq, a predicted model, not a curated record